AUGGAGAGUCCACCAGAACGAGAGGAGGGAGACGCGAUUACGCAGGACGAUGCAUGGAGUGUGGCCAGCGCCUACGUUGCAGAGAACGGCUUGGCUCGGCACCAGCUGGAUUCCUUCGAGGAAUUCGUCCAGUCAGCAAUGCAAGAGAUCGUUGACGAAGCGCCUGAGAUCGAAAUCCAAGAGGGGCCGCAGGAAGGUGGUCAGCAGGCAAGCCACUUGAAGGGUUCGUUGACUGGAUUUUUGACCCAGGUCAGCCACAUAAUCAAAUUUGGGCAGGUCUACCUGAGCAAGCCCUCCACGAAGGAGGCCGAUGGCGAAACCCUAGGCCUCUCCCCGAAGGAAGCCCGGCUACGCAACCGGACCUACGCGGGCGCGCUGUACGCGGACGCAAAGCGGACGUCCGUACGAGUGGGCUCCUCCAGAGAGGAGCCGGUGGACACGGAGAUUUACGAGAAGGUUUUCCUUGGAAAGCUGCCCAUCAUGGUGCGCUCCAGCUUCUGCGCGCUCUCCGGAUUGUCCGACGCGCAGCGCGCGCGCGCCGGCGACUGUCCCUACGAUCCGGGGGGCUACUACAUCAUCAACGGCGCAGAAAAGGUGCUCAUUGCACAAGAGCGAAUGAGCAACGGCCACGUGUACGUUUACAAGAAGUCUCCGUAUGCAUACGUGGCAGAGGUGCGGUCGCAGGCGGACGGUGCGUACCGGGAAGCCAGCAGUCUGUAUGUGCGGAUGCUUUCGGGAAGCGCGAAAGGGGCGACUGGGAAGCCGAUACGAUGCAAGCUUCCCUCCAUAAAGGGUGACGUCCCCAUUGUUCCGUUGUUCUUCGCUCUGGGCGUCACAGCGGAAGAGCACAUCUUGGAGCGGAUCUGCUACAAUCUGGAGGACCGCGAGAUGCUGGAGCUCCUGCGGCCGUCGCUGGAGGAGGCAGCUGACGUGUCCAGCCAAGAGGCCGCGCUCGAUUACAUCGGCGGCAAAGCCGCUUCUCACCUCAACGGAGACACGCCGCGCGCGCGCGCGCGCGAGCUUCUGCAGACGCACCUUCUGCCGCACGUGGGCACCGAGGACACUCAAUCGUGCGCGACUAACAAGGCGUACUUCCUGGGUUACGUCAUCCACCGUCUGCUGACGUGUGCGCUGGGCCGGCGGGCAGAGGACGACAGGGAGCACUACGGGAGCAAACGGCUGUACCUGGCGGCGCCGCUGAUGGGGGGGCUCUUCUGCGCGCUGUUCCGCCACAUGACCAACGGCGCGCGGAAGUACCUUCAGAAGCUGGUGGAAAAAGGCCAGAAGAUGGACCUGACGUCAGCCGUGAACGCCAAAAUCAUUACACACGGGUUCAACUAUUCUUUGGCGACCGGAAUGUGGGGAGAGCGAGGGACCGUGGGGAUGAUACCAGGGGUGUCUCAGGACCUCGAACGCGACACAUACGCCUGGACGAUAUCCCUGCUCCGCCACAUCGCUUCCCCCCUCUCGGAGAAGGGCAAACUGUCCAAACCGCGCCAGCUCCACAACUCCCACUGGGGCAGGAUCUGCCCGGUGGAAACCCCCGAGGGCGCGUCUUGUGGGCUGACGAAGAGCCUGGCGCUGAGCGCGUAUGUGUCGGUUGGGUCUCCCCCCGGCCCGCUGCUGGAGUUUCUAGACGAGUGGAUAACCGAGAGGCCGGAGAACAUUUCACCGAGCGCUCUCGCCGAAUCGACCAAGAUUUUUGUCAACGGCGCCUGGGUGGGCGUCCACCGGGACCCACAGCUUUUGGUGUCAACGCUGCGCCAGCUGCGGCGCCAGGUGGGCGGUAACACCGAGUUGGGCAUCGUUCCGGACGUCCGCAACGGAGAGCUCAGGCUGCACACGGACGCCGGAAGGCUCUGCCGGCCGCUGUUCGUGGUGGAAAACGGGAAGCCGGUGAUGAAGAAACGGGCGCGGCGAGAGGAGACCAACAACGAGGACGGCGGCCCGGUCUGCUGGCGCGCGCUGCUCGCCGCGGGCGGCAUCGAAUAUCUGGACGCGGCGGAGGAAGAGACGGCCAUGGUCGCCAUGACCCUCGCCGACCUCGCGCGCGCUCGCGCGCGCCCGCGCGACGCUCUCGCCGACGUCAGCUAUGCCCACUGCGAGAUCCACCCGUCGCUCAUCUUCGGCGCCUGCGGUUCCGCCGUUCCGUUCCCGGACCACAACCAGCCGGUCCGGAACACGAUGCAGGCCAAGAUGGCGACGCAAUCCUGCGGGAUCCCCCUCACUAACUACCAGCUGAGGCUGGACACGACGACGCACGUGCUGUGCGACCCGCAGAAGCCGCUGGUGACGACACGUGGCGCGGGGUGUUCGCACUUUCGGGAGCUGCGCGCGGGCCAAAACGCGAUCGUGGCGAUUAUGUGCUACUCGGGGUAUAACCAGGAGGACACUGUGAUUAUGAAUCAGGCGUUCAUCGACCGGGGGCUCUUCCGGUCGCUUUACUACAGGACGAUCAGGGACGAAGAGAAGACGGUGGACGGGAAGAGAGGUCUGAAAGAGAGGAUCGAGCGUCCGGACCCAACGAAGACAGCCAAAAUGUAUCUCGGCAGCUUCGACAAGCUGGACUCCGACGGAUUGGUGGAGCCGGGCACCCGCAUCUCGAGCGGGGACGCGCCUGACGUGGUAAUCGGGAAGACUGCCCCGGUGGCACCGGUUGAUGAACCACCGGGCGAAGCAAGUCGGGUCAACUGCAGCACCCUCCAGAAGCAAGACGGCAUCAUCGAUCAGGUACUCCUGACGGAGAACGAGAGCGGGCAGAAAUUGGUGAAGGUCCGCGCGCGCUCGGUGCGGGUCCCGCAGAUCGGGGACAAGUUCAGCAGCCGGCACGGGCAGAAGGGCGUCGUGGGCAUGACGUUACCACAGGAGGACAUGCCAUUCACCCGGGAUGGCGUCACGCCUGAUAUCAUCGUGAACCCGCAUGCUAUCCCCGGCCGCAUGACGAUCGGCCACCUCAUCGAGUGCGCGGCCGGCAAGGCCGCCGCCUGCAAGGGGAAGGAGUGGGACGCCACGCCCUUUGCUGACGUCACGGUCGAAAGUUUCCCGGUCAAGAAAAUGGACGAGACCGAGCUGAAGCAGCUCGGAGUCGGCGGCCGGUGCGAGAUCUGCCGAAGGAAGCUAGCGGUUGGGGACGCGUGUCAGCAGAUGGCACCCUGCGGCCACGUGUUCCACUCUGAUUGCCUGGCGCCGCGCCUAGAGGAGGGAAACGCGUGCCCAAGUUGCCUCAACGUGGUGGACCAGGUUUCUACGGCGCUCCAAGCGUGCGGUUAUCAGAACAGGGGAAAUGAGGCAAUGUACAACGGGAAAACGGGGCGCAAACUAGAGGCGAGGGAUCUUUGUGGGGCCAAUCUUUUACCAGCGGCUCAAGCACAUGGUGGAGGACAAGAUUUGCGGCAGAGCAAGGGGCCCGAUGCAGGCAAGGGCUCUGAUUCUCUGUGUUUCUUCAUCUCGUAUUUACUUUCCGCGAGCUUUGAAGAGGUGUCGCGUCAGUUUCGGUGCGGACCACCCUUGGAGACCAAACUUACGCAGAAGUACGAGCCGGUGCUGCCCGGCGAUUCAUUUCUCGUCCCGCUGACGCGGCAGCCCGUGAAGGGCCGCGGCAAGGCGGGCGGGCUGCGCUUUGGGGAGAUGGAGCGCGAUCGCGCGAUUGCGCACGGCGCCGCGCGUUUCCUGAAGGAGCGCAUGAUGGACCAGAGCGACGCCUGCCGCGCGCACCUCUGCGCGCGGUGCGGCCUGCUCGCGAGCGCGCGCGGGUGCCCGGGGUGUGCGACGUCGGCGGUGGUACAGGUGGAAAUACCGUAUGCCUGCAAGCUUCUGUUCCAAGAGCUUAUGGCGAUGGGCAUAGCUCCUCGGAUGUACGCCUAA
Molecule: messenger RNA, 3864 nt
Organism: Klebsormidium nitens
Lineage: Eukaryota; Viridiplantae; Streptophyta; Klebsormidiophyceae; Klebsormidiales; Klebsormidiaceae
Source: the annotation of a GenBank genome assembly